This is a messenger RNA of Alternaria arborescens, 1032 nucleotides long. RefSeq lists its product as hypothetical. The transcript is spliced from 2 exons. The record is from RefSeq and is a predicted model, not a curated record. Lineage: Eukaryota; Fungi; Ascomycota; Dothideomycetes; Pleosporales; Pleosporaceae. The coding region runs from base 1 to 1032 and encodes 343 amino acids.
AUGGCGCAGACGGCUAGCAUCGUCGUUGCGGGCGCGUCGAUAGCAGCACUCGUGUCGCAACCCGCGCUGAGAGGCAAUCUGAUGGCUAUGCUCGCCAAAUGGACAGGAUACAACGCGCCUGGAGGCGUGUGGAGGAUAGCAGCGAUUCUUCUCGCAUUAGCCAACCUCAAGAAUUUGCCGUUCGUAUGGCAUCUACGCUUCAUUCGUGCCUUCUUCUAUCAGCUCUAUCUCCAACCGACCCCGAUCCCUCCGCAUGCGCUCUUCCAACCGAUCAUAACCUCGACCCGCACUACGCUCCUCGAAACAGACUACAACAUGCACAAGUCCAACAGCACUUACUUUAGCGACAUGGACAUAUCACGUACACAUCUCUUCACCGCGCUUAUCCGCAACGGUAUCAGGAAGAACAGUCGUCUCUAUGGUGCCAAGAAGAAUGCAGUAGCAGGAGCCGUAGGUGCAACGGAAGGCACACGGGGUAAGCACAUGAUUGCGCUAGGUGGCAUAAGCUGUCUGUUCAAGAAAGAGAUACUGCCGUACAAGAAGUACGAGAUGUGGACAAGACUUCUCUGCUGGGACAGGAAGUGGUUCUAUCUAGUCACACAUCUAGUCAAGCCUGGUGUAGGACAACCAGAGAGCUGGACACUGCAACCUUGGAAGAAGUCUAAGAGCAACAAGGACGUGGAUCCCGAAAAGCUGAAGGGCGCUGUAUAUGCAACUGCGAUUGCAAAGUAUGUUAUCAAGAGAGGCAGAAUUACAGUCCCACCUGAGCAGGCGCUGAUCGAUGCCGAUAUGGUCCCAAUGAAGCCAGAAGGCUGGGUCUAUCAGGGCCAAGUACCUGAAGAAUAUGAAGCGAAUGGCGAUGUUCUGCCUAAGGCUGUCGAAGCGAAGGAUUGGAACUGGGACGUUAUCGAGGCAGAGCGAUUAAGGGGCUUGAAGGUGGCUGAGAACUUUGCAGCAAUGGACGGCAUGCACGACUUCUUUGAUGGCGGAAAGGAUGGGGUUUUGGGAGAAUAUCCGGAUUUGUUAUUCUAA